Messenger RNA from Ixodes scapularis (black-legged tick), 894 nucleotides. RefSeq lists its product as uncharacterized. Bases 16 to 894 code for a protein of 292 amino acids. Lineage: Eukaryota; Metazoa; Arthropoda; Arachnida; Ixodida; Ixodidae. The record is from RefSeq and is a predicted model, not a curated record. The transcript has 2 exons.
GCCAUCGCGCUGAAAAUGUCGGCUUCAGAUAUAAUGUUUUAUACGGGUGUCUCGAAGACCGUGUUUCUAAGUCUCGCAGAGGCCGUCUGUAAAAUGACCACCACCAACUCUCAGUUGUCCGCAGAAGACCAGCUUCUGAUAACACUCAUGAGAUUGCGCCUAGGCCUCCUUUAUGGGGACCUAGCUAGGAGGUUUGAGACCUCGGUCACUAGAAUUUGUGACAUUGUGAAAAAAAUGCUUCGGAUCCUAAAGAAGAUCAUGAGCUAUGUUGUUUUCUGGCUGCCAUGGUCACGCAUAGAAAACAGUAUGCCUGCCUCUUUUGUUGAAGGCGGUUACGGCAGGACUACCUGCAUCUUUGAUUGUACGGAAGUCAUUCUGCAGAGGCCUAAGAAGCUCAUGGCUCGAGCACAGACAUUCAGCUCCUACAAGGCAAACAACACGGUCAAAUAUCUUACAGUUAUCGCCCCCAAUGGCUUCAUUAUGUAUGUGUCAGAUGUGUAUGGUGGGAGGGCUUCCGAUAAAUACAUUGUGCGGCACUGCGGGGUCGAGGACCACUUCCAGCGUGGCGAUGAGAUUAUGGCUGAUCGUGGGUUUACUUUGGAUGCCCACCUGGAGCUUCAAGGGGUGAAGUUGAACAUGCCGGCGUUCACAAAGGGGAAAUCCCAGCUCUCCGAGCUCGAUGUGACUCGAACGAGAAGAAUCACCUCAUUACGGAUACAUGUUGAGAGAGCGAUUAAUCGCAUUAAAACGUACCGUAUCUUCAAGUCAGCGUUAACCAUAACGUCGAGGAGAACCAUCAGUGAUAUGGUCUUCAUCUGCGCAGGACUGUGCAAUCUGAAGGCACCUCUGAUUGCAACGCAAGAAACAGCGGCAAGUGCCAGCGUUGAUGUGUAG